GCUCGUCAAGCGUUAGAGCGGAAGUGUCCUUCCUUUCUCCUGAACGCGAAAAAUACAAGGAGCUACAAGAUGUCGAUGAAGAAGAGCGGGAUCCAGGCACUAACAGCAUCCAGACGAAGAAGUCCACUGCAGUCGCUUCUGCACUUGUUUCCGACGAAAUCCUUGCCUCCAUGUUGCGAUCCAGUGUUUCUCUCGCUUCUGCUGAGUCGCAAGUCAUCGCUGAACGGGAAGACCUGGAACUUGAGGUUUACACGGAAAGCAGCUGGCGCUUGUGCUCUUCAGGAGCUUACCCCGAAGAAGUAGAAGUUGGGAUUCUUGCUGGCGGUAGGCUUGGUUUACUUUCACGAGAGGCUGGAGCAGUGACCACGAUCGCAUACGCGCAGUGCUUGCAGGUUAGUAAGGAAGAGAUUCUAGGAGCAGGGCUGG
Molecule: messenger RNA, 426 nt
Organism: Amoebophrya sp. A25
Lineage: Eukaryota; Dinophyceae; Syndiniales; Amoebophryaceae
Source: the annotation of a GenBank genome assembly